This is a messenger RNA of Trichomycterus rosablanca, 368 nucleotides long. It is a transcript of the gene gnrh2, whose product is annotated as gonadotropin-releasing hormone 2. Lineage: Eukaryota; Metazoa; Chordata; Actinopteri; Siluriformes; Trichomycteridae. The coding region runs from base 1 to 261 and encodes 86 amino acids. Gene Ontology annotation, molecular function: gonadotropin-releasing hormone receptor binding; gonadotropin hormone-releasing hormone activity. The transcript has 3 exons. The record is from RefSeq and is a predicted model, not a curated record. Gene Ontology annotation, biological process: multicellular organism development. Gene Ontology annotation, cellular component: extracellular region.
AUGGUGUGUGUGUGCAGGCUUUUCUUGGUUGCUGCCUUGCUGCUGUGUUUGCAAGUGCAGUUCUCUAUCUCUCAGCACUGGUCUCAUGGAUGGUACCCUGGUGGAAAGAGAGAGAUUGAUUCCUACAGCUCAUCAGAGAUAUCAGGGGAGAUCAAACUAUGUGAGGCCGGAGAAUGCAGCUAUUUGAGGCCGCUGAGGACAAACAUCCUAAGAAGCAUCCUGAUUGACGCCCUUGCAAGAGAAUUCCAGAAAAGAAAGUGACAUCUCAUAAAACAUAUAACAUCCCUUCUUCACUUGUCCUGCCAACAUGGCCGGACUCUCUGCUCAUUUCUUGGAAUGAGCAAUCGUGUUUAUGUUUACUUUUUGAC